CCUUGAGUUGCGGGAGUCCUGGUGUACUGGGCGCAAGCGUAGAAUGUACGAGAUAUUAGAGCAGCAAUUUCGUUCAUUGGCUACGGACACCUCGCCAUCAAAGUUGACAUCAUAACCAAGACGGAUUGACAUGGCUUUUCAAGUCUGCAGCAGAUGUCGGAAAAGAAGAAUACGAUGUGACCGUCAGCUACCGGCCUGCAAGAACUGUCGAUUGGCUGAUGUUGAUUGUACUUUUUGGGAUGACUCUCUCGGCGAGGAGAUACCAUGCAGGUCAGUGUAUAUCUGUAGCUCGAUGUUCGAAUCAAUCAUUGUUACCUUGAAUCCAGUUACCUACACUCGCUCCAGCAAAAGGCUGAAGGCCUAGAGCGAGAGAUUGCGCAGGCCACAGGUCAAGAACGUUUGAUUCCAGGAGCCACCUGUUACGAGACUAAUGCCACAACUCUUGCUCCACAUAGCUAUCAUUUGCGAGUUGAGGACAGUGAUGGUAUGCUUUCGCCUUCACACACUGCUUAUCUAGGCCCUGGGACCUCAGCAAGACUUAUCCAAAGCUUUUUGACAAGAACGGCCAAUUGGCAUUUAUCCAACAAUGUUCAAAUCCCAAGCUGCCUACUUCCAGAUCAUCGAUCUCACCUGAGUGAGCUUCAAGAGUCUAAGACAGCGUCUUCAUUCCCUAUCAAUAAUGAUCCGAGGAAGGUGGAGCUUCAUUCUAUUGUGCCACCUUCAACUCAGCGGGCAAUGAUCGAGCAUUACCUCAAGGUUGUGGUAUCGGAAUUUAAGCUACUUCCCACAGCCCAGGAAUCAUCUUUGCUGAUCCACGAAAACCCUCUGAAAUGGACCGCUUCGAAUAAAGGUGAUCCUUCGGCAUCCGCACUGAUAAUCGUAUUUGCUGUGUCUGCUGCACUGAUCACUCGAGAUCUUGAUGUUAAUCUGGCGAUUGUCUCCUUACGAAGCAGAGACGACAUUCACAAGUUGGCUCUUGAAGACGGGCCGAAUCCGGCCCAGCCAAGUUCUACGAAAUGGAAAUGUACCGCCUUGUGUGCCCUUGCCCUGUGCGAGUUAAUCUGCCCUACAUCCGGACAACUUUGGGACUUUUUGGGAAGAGCUGCUGCAUCAAUGGAAGACCUGCAAGAAGGCUACAAAUUUGAGCGGUCGACCUUGGACACGGACCUGCGAAGGUUGGAGCAUACGAUUCUCAAAUUAGAGAGCUUGGCCACAACACAUUUCAGACGUCCGUCACUGUUCUUUGAUAUUCGGCUACAGCUAUAUCUCGAAGAUAUCCCUACGCUCGACUUAGUCUCAGACGAGCUAUAUGUUGCAGGCUGCCUGCGUAGCAUUUCACACGCGCUCGGGGCUUUGACUGCUCCGAAUGAAGUAUUUCUCGAGGGACUGAUCCCAUUGUCACUCCAAGUUACAGAUCCCAGCUCGGGCAUUGGGCUUGCUUCCGCAAAACUUUACCUGGCCUUGCAUUGUCUUCUCACCAAUAUAGACACGCCGCCGGAGAGUGGUAUCUUUGACAUUCCUUCGCCGAGGAUGGUUCACAUUAUAGCCCAGUCCGCAUCAGUGAUAAUUGAUCGCUUCACUCAACUUAACGAUAACAAUAGGAUCAUUAGCAUCUGGAUGGCCGCUGAGCGGGUUCUUGAAGCUGGCGCCAUAUGGGUGAUCAGUCUUGUCCACCAACAACAAUCAUAUGGCCAGAGAUCACAGAGUGCCGCUGGAAUCCGUGCGACCCUGAGUCCAGUGGUGAAGGUAUCCAGUCUUUUGGCGUCAUUUGCAGCUCGCUGGACUCCUGGUUCUGCACACUUGAGCACCUGGGAGACCGUUGUUGAUUUACUUUGGGCAAUGGUGUGAAGCUACCACAGACUGUUGUGGUAAUGAAAUUUGGACAAUUUCCCAGAGACUCAAGGCGCGCAAUUCAAGGUUCUUACAACGACGCAUCUCCAUAGCAGGUCAACAAAGUCAGGUCAGGAUCUCGCGAAUGACUUUUUCAAAAUUCUACUGAAAUGACCAUUCUACUACUGGUAGAGCAUCACAGGGCCUACCAAUCAACACUCUCCCUGUGCGGCUCGUCAACUCCAUCAUGAUGCACGCGAGCGUGGUCAUUCUUUCCAUUCCCGCCGCUCCGGGAGGCCUAUCCCUGCAAAUCGAAAAUGGCGCUCCCUCUUCAUCUGAAAGUCUCUCACGGAAGGAUCGAAAUGUCGUUGGAACAUUUGUGUUCAAAUCUUCGUCAGUCAACUUUUGCAUGCGAGCUAGGCGUGUGAUCGAAUUGGGAGCAGGAUGAUCCACCAAGUUAGCAGGUCGAUCCGCACCGUACAGAUGAUUUGUGUGUGCCACAUAUCCAUUGCAGGGCAAUAUCACUGUGUUCCCUUUUGGCGAGCACUCGAUGUCGAGAUGCUUACCAGACUUGUCGGCAAACAUGUAGUUGGACGUGCUGGCCAAGCCAAACUCAUCGAUAAUUGCAACUGCCUCGUCGACGCUUGUGGCAUACUGCAGCAGGCGCCGGGACAUGAUGUGGACUGGCAGUUUGAGGUUGUCAAAAGCGCCAGAUCGGAGAGCGUUCAUGCAGAGCCCGAAACCCGCACUGUUCAUGCCGAUCUUGCCUACAAUGCCUGCCUCCCCCAGGAACUGGAAUGCAAUAUCUGAUCCUCGAGGCUUGACAUGCAGAAAAACCAUGCCUCUUUGAAGUUCCUCGAGCCAGUCCCAGUUUUGGGCUAGGAAUAUCUUGCCUCCCUCUCCAAUCUGGCUGAUCGAGGUACAACCGUCGGCGUAGUUGGUCAGUGAAAUCUCACUGCGCACGUUGAGGGCUAGAAUAUCUUCAUAUGUCAGGCCACCCCCCGCGCCAUCAGCGAUACCUCUCAUCUCAUUGAGAAUCUCAGGAUACCUGGCUUUGAGGGUCGGUGCGAAUUGGCCCACAGCACGUUCUCGUGCUGCCGGCCACGAAAUCUGAGCAGUCUCCUCAAAGAAUCCGGUAUAUGUGUUGAUGUUGGCAUGGACUUGAGCGGCAGCACCUCUACCAUGUUGAAGCCCGAUCUCAUACGAGGUGCCUGAGCAACGGAUUGCCUUGACAGACGGAUGGUCCAUUGUGAUUUCGCUUCGCUGUAUUAGUUUCGAAAAUGAAGAGGAAAUUAGGGAUUGCUCUAGUGGGCAAAGAUCACUUGCAAAGCGUUACAGCAAAUCACCGACGACGUACCUUACAUUAUUAUACACAAGGAAGUCACUUGUUACAAUCCCGAAGAAAGUAACCUUACGGUAUCUUUCUCGCCGGCAGCAGACGGACGGGGCUCGCCGAAUAUCUGGUUGGACUUUCGCUAGAGUCCGUGUCCUCUAUGCUUCGCAGAGUGAGCAUGCCACAAGUAGACCUCAAAUCAAUGCUGUGUAGAGCCGAAGACUCGAAUGAAUUGAUCAGAC
Messenger RNA from Exophiala oligosperma, 3405 nucleotides. RefSeq lists its product as uncharacterized. The record is from RefSeq and is a predicted model, not a curated record. The transcript has 3 exons. Lineage: Eukaryota; Fungi; Ascomycota; Eurotiomycetes; Chaetothyriales; Herpotrichiellaceae. The coding region runs from base 487 to 1848 and encodes 453 amino acids.